Messenger RNA from Aspergillus pseudotamarii, 1395 nucleotides. RefSeq lists its product as uncharacterized. Lineage: Eukaryota; Fungi; Ascomycota; Eurotiomycetes; Eurotiales; Aspergillaceae. The record is from RefSeq and is a predicted model, not a curated record. The coding region runs from base 1 to 1395 and encodes 464 amino acids. The transcript has 2 exons.
AUGUCUCGCUCCGCAGCGGAGAUAUUGCCAGCGUGCAGUCACCUUGGAUAUGCGUUAAACAUGGCCUCGUUAGACAUCGACCCAACCGACUUCAGAUCGGUUUUUAACAAGAGUUCUCUGAUACCGAUAGUGGAAAUCGACAAGACCAACACAUCGGAUGUGACUCCCCCCGGAUCCAAGAUCACGUAUUCCCUUCCUGGUAAUACAAAAUAUGACAAUCUUGGCUCCGAGUCGAAGAACAAUGAACUCGUGACUGAGAUUGGAAAAGAAAUCACCGACAAAUUCAACACCAGCGUGGACUUUGGCGUCAGCUACUCGGGCAUUGGGCUUACGUCAGGGACACAGUAUAGCUAUUCUUCCUCGCUCAAAUCAACUACGGCAUAUGGGGUCUACAGCUUCGACCAGCAGGUCUAUGGAGCUCGAUUGGAUCAGGCCCAAUGGCACGAAAAUGUGAACGGCAAACUGUUGACUGCAUUGCAGGCAUUACCCAACUGGAAUCUUGACGAUCCAAGCAUAUAUCAGAAGUACAUGUCAUUCUUUAAUACUUGGGGUACUCAUUUUGUCAGUCGAUCCUACAUGGGAAAUCGGUAUCAACUUAUGGUCUAUCGAAAGGAGUUGACCGAGAGCUCGGUAUCCAAGUUCAAUCUCCAAAUUAAAGCGGAGUUUGCUGGCGUGAUCCAAGGCGGAGGAGGCAACUGGGGCAGCGAAAAGGAGAAAAAGGAAUAUCUGAGUAACCGGAGAGUGAGCUGCCUCGUCCGUGGUGGUAAGCCAGCAGCCGGUGGCGAGUUGGCCAACAACCCAACCAGCAAAGAUGCCUUUACCGAGUGGCAGAAGACCCGGGAUGCUGCCUACGAUGCCUACACGUCUGUGCAAAUCCACAGCAUUGCUGGAUUUUUGAAAAACAGUACGGAUCCCGCCCACAAUGCUGCCGGGGAGAAACUAUCCCCGGCGCUCGACUACUGCUGCAACUUUGCCAGAUUGCACGGAAAGCUUGCCUUUGAGGUCACCGGAGGAAGCCCUCUAUCAGUUCAAUGGGGCGAAUGCAAACUCACCCCCCUUCCUGGACUGGAGAUAACCGCAAUGCGCCACUCAGAGUGGAGGAUUGAGCCAGUCUCUGGAACUCAUGUCAAAAUUGUUCGGUCCGGAAUAGGGUCCAGCAAUGCCUUAAUCGACAUCACUGUUAAGGCUCCGCCCAAAGAAGUUGAUGUUACGCUGAACGCUGCCUUUGCUUCAUCUGGAAGUGAUGAAAAGAUAUACCGCUUCUUUGUCCUUUCGCCUUAUGGUCCCUUACCGAGGCAACAUCGCACACUGGUGAUGACGUAUAGAAAGAGCGGAGAGGAAAGUACUAACACGGUCAAGCCGUCGUUGCAGGCGUGGGGUGUCUUUAACAAUUAG